GGGACCUUUGGGCGGUAAACGGGUCAGAAAAUCCGGAGCAUGGAUGAAUAAUUAAUAAAUGAAUAAUUAAUCAGUAACUCAUUUAAACUUCAGUCUGUGUCACCAGGAUGAAAUAUUGUUUUUAAAAGCAGUUUAAUAGUUGAGUUCUGGGUUUUAUUUUGAAGGUCUGUGACGGAUACUUCCUGCUGCGUUCAGGGUAACUUGACAGCGUGAGUAAAUUCGGGAGACUCCAGAAUGUGGCAUUCAGGGAGAGGAGGGAAAGCUGGAGCAGCGCGUCAACCCGAACCCGUUUAAAGGAGCAGAACCGGACCUUCAGUCUGGAACUGUUUCACUAAAUGACAGGAAUCCGAGGCUGGUGUCUUCUGGGAUCUUUUUAAGGCGCGGGAAACUGGAUGCUUUCUGGAAUAUUCAGUCCGGGAAUGUCGCCACUUUUCCAGCUCCUUGUUGGAGUUUUCCCACAUCUCUCCGCUGCAGUUUGGUGGAUUUAAAGUUCAGACCGCUCUGUGAGGAAGGCUCCCGGCCCUCACCUCCUCCUCAGAGCUCCAACUCAUCCUGGAAACAUCAUCUCCUCACCGACGGUGAAGCCCAGGAAUUAGUCGGUGGAUUUUGUGUUUCCUGCUGUCAGGUGUGAAAGGAAGAGGAGUCCCACCUGAGGCUGGUUCCUGUUGCUCAGGAUGAUGGUCUGAGGAGGAAGAGGAGGAGGAGGGAUUCCCAGUGAAGCCGGUCGCAUACGAAGAGGAGGAGCAUGGGGAAGGAGCAGGAGCUUCUCCAGGCGGUGAAGAGUGGGGACCUGCUGUCCACCCAGAAGCUUCUCUCCAAGCUGAAGAGCAACCGGAACAAGCUGCUGGGCUCCACCAGGAGGCUGAACAUCAACUACCAGGACUCAGACGGCUUCUCGGCGCUGCAUCACGCCGCGCUCACAGGAACCACGGAGCUGCUGGCGGCGCUGCUGGAGGCUCAGGCCACCGUCGACAUUAAAGACACUAACGGAAUGCGUCCGCUGCAUUACGCCGCCUGGCAGGGAAAAGCAGAAUCCGUGCUGAUGCUGCUUCGCUCCGGAGCGUCGGUGAACGCCGCCUCGAUGGACGGACACAUCCCUCUGCACCUGGCCGCUCAGUAUGGACACUAUGAGGUGUCAGAGAUGCUGCUGCAGCAUCAGUCCAACCCGUGUCUGGUCAACAGGGCCAAGAAGACUCCUCUGGACCUGGCCUGUGAAUUUGGACGAGCCAAGGUGGUCCAACUGCUUCUGAGCAGCAACAUGGUGGUGGCUCUGCUGGAGGACGAGAGGAAAGAGCCGAUGGAUUCAGCCUACACCACACCACUGCACCUCGCAGCUCGAAACGGACACAAAGACAUCAUACGGCUGUUGCUGAAGGCCGGCAUCGACAUCAAUAAGACCAGCAAGUCUGGAACAGCCCUGCAUGAAGCUUCGCUGUAUGGAAAAACCGAAGUGGUGCGACUCCUGCUGGACGCUGGAGUGGACGUGAACAUUCGCAACACCUACAACCAGACGGCGCUGGACAUUGUCAACCAGUUCACCACGUCCCACGCCAGCAAGGACAUCAAGCAGCUGCUGCGAGACGCCACCGGCAUUUUGCAGGUCAGAGCUCUGAAGGACCAUUGGAACCUCCACGAUCCCACUGCUCUCAACAUCCGAGCAGGCGAUGUGAUCACGGUCUUGGAGCAGCACCUGGAUGGACGCUGGAAGGGCCACAUCCACGACAGCCAGAGGGGGACGGACAGAGUGGGCUUCUUCCCUCCGUCCAUCGUGGAGGUGAUCAGCAGGAGGAACGGGGGCACCCUCUCCCGGCACGCCUCUCUGCCCACCCAGCGCCAGCAGCUCCUGUCUAGAGCCCCCCUCUCCUCCAGCCUAAGCUCCGCCCCCCACACCGACGACUCCUACAGUCUGUAUGCCCCGCCCACCCACGUGGUUCUGCCGCUCUCCAACGGCCUGACUACCUGCACAGGUUUGUGUUCGAGCCACCUGUCUCAGCCUGGAUGUCCCUUUGAGGACAUCUGGGUCCUCAGGGACUCGUGCCACGCCGGAGACAGGAACAGCGUGGGAAGCACCGGGAGUGUGGGCAGCACUCGCAGCGCCGGCAGCGGACAGAGCACUGAGAGCAACGGCGCCCCCAACGGACACCAACACAACGCUGGUCACCAUGACAGCAAGCUGGCGCCCCCUGCUGCUGAUCCGGGACACUCUGCAGACCACAGCAAACAGGCCGAGAAUCCUGCAGUCCAGGAAUUGUCCUCCUGUCCUCCAGGUAGCGCCCCCAGGAGGCAGACUGUGACGGUGCAGCGUCCUGCAGAGCCGAGCUUCACGCAACAGUUUGUUCGUCCCCAGCAGCUUCUGGAGGGGAAGGAUGCAGAGGCCAUCUACCAGUGGCUCAGUGAGUUCCAGCUGCAGCAGUACACCGGGAACUUCCUGAAUGCUGGAUAUGACGUUCCGACCAUCAGCCGGAUGACUCCUGAGGAUCUGACUGCCAUCGGAGUCACCAAACCAGGACACCGUAAGAAAAUCUCCAUGGAGAUCAACAACCUGAACAUCCCAGAGUGGCUUCCAGAGUACAUACCUUCGGACCUCGGAGAGUGGCUCAGCGCCAUCGGCCUCCCGCAGUACCACAAAAAACUGUCGGAGAACGGCUAUGACUCCAUCAGCAUCGUCAAGGACCUCACAUGGGAGGACCUGCAGGAGAUUGGCAUCAUCAAGCUAGGCCACCAGAAGAAGCUGAUGUUAGCAGUGAAGAAGCUGUGUGACAUUCAAAGGGCCAAUCUGCAGCAGGCUGAUUCCAGCUCAGUAACGCUGCGGCGUAAAGCCCCAGGAACCCUCCAGCUGGUCACCAUUGAGUCUCCUGAUGCCAGCAGUGAAUGUUCUUCUCCUCACACCCCCAUGAUGGUGACUUUCCAGGACAGCGAGCUGAGUACAGAGCUUCAGACAGCUAUGGCUAGCCACUAUGGAGGCUGUGAGGAGGGAUUUGCCAUCAAGAAUGCUGUGGGGAUGUCCCAGAGCCAGGAGAGCAUCGACACUCGUUCCAGAGGUUCUGGUCGCUCCCAGGAGCCUCCCACUGCCUCCAUCAAUCCUCACAGCUGGUCCCAGGAGAGCCUGGAAGGAAGCCCGGCCAGGGAGAGGAAUCUGCCUGAAGGCUGGGACCAGCGACCCCUGCAGCACCAGCCGCUGCCCAAACAGGUACCUCUGGGAAUGGCAACGGUGUUCAAGUACCCAGCUAUCCCAGCCAAACCCAAACUGUCUGGGUCCCGCAGUAACUCCCCUCAUGGCUCCCCAGCUCUGAAAGGUUUCAGCUACCUGCAUUCUCAGUGUGGCUCCACCGACCUGAACAGAUCUUCCCGAUCUGAGCACCACAGGACCCUGACACCUCCUAACAAGCACACUCAAAGCAAGACCCGCUACGCUCUGUCAGACGGAGAGCCGGAUGAGGACGAUGACGACCUCGCGCUUCCUACAGGAAAUGUUCCAUCCUACGCCACUUUGACCCGGAAGCCCGGUCGCAGCCAACUGGCUCGAUUACAGUCGAACGCAGAGAAGAGCGGUGGCGUGGGCCGCAGCCAGUCGUUCGCCGUGCGCGCCCGUAGAAAAGGUCCCCCUCCUCCCCCACCAAAAAGACUCAGCUCAGUGAGCAGCACCACCAGCGGCGAGCUGAGCGACAGCAGCCCCACAUCGUCCUCUGGGGGCGUGGUCACCGACAGCCCGGGGAGCGUCAGGAGCAUCUCCGCUUCUCUGGAGGGCAGCCCAGGACACAAACAUGGUGCUGCCCAGGGAGCGGAGUCUUCAGAGGCCAGAGAGGCAACAGAGAUGAGGAGGAAAGUUCAGAGCGAAUGUGUUCCCAGUCAAACCAGCAGCAGAACAGAGGUAGACCGAGGGUUGAAAUCUGACUCUGAGGAAGAAGACUUGAAGGAUCGAGGACUGGAUGGAUCUUCGUCCCCCCAGAACAGUUCCAGCGAAUGCAUCCCCUUUGCUGAGGAAGGCAACCUGACCAUCAAACAGAGACCCAAAGCUCCAGGUCCACCCAGGGCCGAGGCCGUGCUGGAGCCACCAGACAAACCAGCAGCUAAGACUCUUGAGGUUCCUGAGUUUAACCUGAAAGAGUCUGACACCGUGAAGAGACGCCACAAGCUCAAAGACAAGGAGCAAGGUGAGGGUUCCCCCGUCAGGUCAGGAGCUGGAGUCGGAGCAUCAGGGUCAGAGUCUGGUGGCAGCAGGCCUCCAUCCAGGAACCAGGACCAGGUCGAUCUGAGAAUCAGUGAGGCCAGUCUGGAGAGGCCCAGUACUCCAGCUGCAGAGUCUCCUGUUAAACCUCCUCUCUCACCAAAACCCGCCAUCACCCCGAAGCCUGUUCGCCAGAGUCUGCUGGCUGCUCAGGGAGGACGGUCCUCUCCCAUGUUGACCAUCAGUGUGGUCCAAAGUGUAGCCUUUGCCUCCUCACCCACCCACAGGCCUGCAUCACCAGCUCCUCAGGCCCCUCACAGUCCCUCUUUGGCUGCCAGGAGACAUCACACUUGUCCUUUAGGUUCAAGUCUCACCCCCGAGUCUUCUAGUGACACAGAAGAGGUCCAGCAGAGACUGGAUCAGACCAGCACCUCUCUUGCAGCAGCUUUGAAAGCCGUAGAGAAGAAGCUGAACCAGGAUGAUAGCUCUGAGGGCAGGGGGAGCACUGUGAGGUCAGCAGGGACCAUCCUGGAUGACAUUGGCAACAUGUUUGACGACCUGGCCGACCAACUGGAUGCCAUGUUGGACUAAAGACGUUUCUUUAAAAUAAAACAUCACGUUUAACCUCAGGAAGUGAAGCCCAGGCUGAAAAUGGAGAGAUCUUCCAACUUGUGUCCCCACCUACUUCAAGCUGCACAUCUGGAGCAUCCUCAGCCAGAACAGCAGCACUUAAACUCUGUGGUGCUUCCAGCAAAAACUGCAUCGACCCGGUCUUACAUUUCUCAUCCAGCGCCUGAAUCGGACGUCUGCUGGUGCAGCAUGAGAUGCUUCCGCCAGAGCGGGUCGAUGUGAGGAGAAACUUCUCAGCAGAUCCAUAUUUUACUGCAGACACUAAUACUUUAACAGGAAGUGAAAUGGUUUUAUAUCAUGCUACCUGCAGCCCAGGCCCAGUUCCAGCAGCCAGAACCAGCAAGCGACCUUGUUUCUUCUUUAGGAAAAUCUGUUGAAAGAUCUGAGGUUUUAAAGUAGCCUUGGAUCCCAUGAAGAGCUCCAAAAAAACGUUCCGGUGAGAGUUAUCAUCAUGUUUCAGUUCAACACGUAAAACAUUUUACACUAACGUUGCUUCUUCUUGGUAGAGGACACACCCUCGUCAGUAUGGCACCAUCUAGAGGCCAACGUUGGUAUUGCUUUAACAUAACAGACUGCAGCUCUCCAGACCUCAUCAUGUUGUUUAAGGUUCUGGUUCCAGGUCAGUAUUUCAGGGUACAGUACUUCCCAUUACCAAACAUUUAAUCUGAAAGGGAUCUAAUAAAAUCUUUUGUUGGUCUCGUCUCAGAAGGAACUCUUCAGAAAUCCGUCGGCAGGUUUCGUAUAAACAAACUGGACGAUAAAAACAGUAAAGCUCAUCAGAACAUUCGGUAUUUAGAAGGUUUGUUUGUAAUGAACCUAAAGUCCGACGAAGACAUCCGCAGUGAUCUGAAAAAGGCAGGUGAAAGGUCAGAUCCUGUGUUUAUCAAAGAGUAGCUAGAUUACAGACACUAACCUUCCUGCUAAUAUUAAAUAAAACACCUGGAAAGUUUGUGAAGCAGAACCUGGAGGUUCUGGUACGUUCCUGAAUUUAAGCUUCCUGUGUGGAUUGCUCCUGUGCUUCUUUCUGUAUAUUUUUUGAAGUUUAUAAAAAGAUCAUUGGGAACUUUAGCUUGACAUGUCAUUGUGGUCUGUUGCUCAGCAACCCUGCUAAAUUGUAGCCGUGGUUUCUGUUCAUAAGUGACCCCUGUGGUCCAGGAUGAUUGUCUGGAGUCUGGAGAACAUCACAGUAGCACGAGACAUUGUGUAUCCUGCUGGUUUCAGCACCUGAGUUCACCAGCAACAUGUCCACAAUAACUGAGUCAAACUGAUCUGAACAGCAUCUAAUCAUGGAUUAAAAUGCAGCAUAAAAUGCAGCAUAAAAUGCAGCAUAAAAGAGUGAACUGAUGGUUCAGUCCAACAAACAUUUUAUCUGAACGAAAUAGAAAAAUUAAAUGAUGGAUGCAAACAGUUGUUCUGACUCACAGGGCUUGUUUCUGCUGCCCUCUUGUGGCGCAGAAACACUUUCAUGGAGCUACUCUUGGAUCCAGCUCUUUCUUUAGGCCUACCGCACGAACCCAGCUGGUUACUGGAACAGAACCGGGAUGCUCUCGAGUAAUUUCAGCUCUUCUGUCUCGGUGUUGAACCGUUUUAUAUUUCUGAUAUUUAAGGAGUCCGUUUUCUACGACCUGACCCGGAACCAGCUCUGCUUCAGUGACUCGUUUGGAUAAAAGGGAGCAGAAUCAAGCUGGGCUCAUCAGAACAUGUUUAUACAAACUAUUUUUGAUAUUUCUUUUAUCCCAGUUAGUAUUUAAAUGAGAGUAAUCUAAAGGUGUGUAAUACAGCAGAGCUGGAUCUGAACCAAAGCUUUGUACAGUUCAUUUUUGAAAUAUUUCACUGAAUCAUCUCUGUUGUUAAAUCUGAAAUGUUUUGUUUGUGUUCAUCAUGCUGUAGCCCCGCCCCAAUCUGGUCGGUCUGUCCACGUGAUCCGGAUCACGUGACCUCAUUAGCAUAGAAAGGAAUGGUUCGGUCCAGUUUCUCUCUGUUGACAUGUCUCAUCCUGCUUUACUUUAAAAGGACUUUACAGAUGAAACACGAGAAAGCUUUUAUUGUGAAACAGUCACAGGAAAGUGUUUUUAUGUUGUCUAAAUUGUAACUUAAAGCUCAUUACACUGUUUAAAUUGUCUUUACUGAACUCUGGGCUUUGUUGAGCCACCAUGAAAAUAAAGUUAGAGGACGGA
This is a messenger RNA of Girardinichthys multiradiatus, 6975 nucleotides long. Its product is annotated as caskin-2-like. Gene Ontology annotation, molecular function: protein binding. Lineage: Eukaryota; Metazoa; Chordata; Actinopteri; Cyprinodontiformes; Goodeidae. The coding region runs from base 746 to 4759 and encodes 1337 amino acids. The transcript is spliced from 22 exons. The record is from RefSeq and is a predicted model, not a curated record.